AUGCACUUCGACCUAUUGGCUAAUACCAGGGAACAUGAAUUUAAGUACUACCAGCCCAUGGCAUACUACAUCAUCAACAAUUCUCCCUUUGGCUUUUCGGAGACCCCAUGGCCAAACAGCUCUCAGACCGACAAUGCAUCUGACAGCUGCAAUCACUUCAAAUACUUGGCAUAUACCAUCACAUAUAGCGUAAUGUUUCCUUUCGGAUUAUUCAGCAAUUCGAUUGCUCUGUUCGUGUUCCUGAGGUACAGCCCUAGGAAGUCAGCCAGUACUGUGUUCAUGACCAACCUCGCCAUAUCAGAUGUUUGUUUCUCCACAACGCUUCCCUUUCGUCUGAUCUACUACUUCAAAGAAUGUCAUUGGACAUUUUGGGACUGGCUUUGUCGUUGGUGUACAUUCGCUUUCUAUGUGAACAUCUACACCAGUGUACUAUUUCUGACAGGUCUGAGCGUUCUGCGCUAUCUUGUCGUGGUGCAUCCCAUGCGCAGUAGGACUAUUGUCACUGUGCGCCGGGCCAAGUUUGCAUGUUUUGGCAUCUGGGUGUUUGUAGCAUUGUCAUCUAUACCUUUCCUUAUGUCAGGAACUAUUAAAAAAGGAAAGAAAACACACUGUUUUGAGCCUGGAAACUGGAAGACAAUAUACCAAAUCAACUAUCUUGCACUGGCUCUGGGCUUCCUGAUCCCAUUUAUCAUUAUCCUGGGCUGCUACGGGUGCAUCAUCCGAAGUCUUUGUGCAAAUCGGAAAGUUCAGAAACACAAACGGAAACGUCAGCGCUCCGUGUACCUGAUUGCCGUGAUUCUCAGCACCUUUUUGCUCAGCUUUGCUCCAUACCACGUGGUUCGCACACUUCACCUACAUGCUGUCAUCGGGAACCAAAAGAAACAGGAAUACCUGCUGAAGGUUUUGGUCAUUACUUUGUGCAUGGCCACGUCCAACAGCUGUCUGAACCCCCUCCUGUACUACUUUGCUGGGGAGAAUUUUCGAGCAUCAAUUCAACAAGCGUCACGACGAUUGACAAUGACCUCUUUCACCGACAGCUUUCGUGAAAGGAGGAACCGAUCAGGUCAGAGGGGCAGCUUGGCAACAAACCAAACAAUAAUCAACAAUAAUCAGAAAAAACAGCAAGUAGAAAAACUAAUGGACAUAAUAGACAAGGAUCCAUAA
Trichomycterus rosablanca is the source of this 1164-nucleotide messenger RNA. RefSeq names its product cysteinyl leukotriene receptor 3 (gene cysltr3). Gene Ontology annotation, molecular function: G protein-coupled receptor activity. Bases 1 to 1164 code for a protein of 387 amino acids. The record is from RefSeq and is a predicted model, not a curated record. Lineage: Eukaryota; Metazoa; Chordata; Actinopteri; Siluriformes; Trichomycteridae. The transcript has 2 exons. Gene Ontology annotation, biological process: G protein-coupled receptor signaling pathway. Gene Ontology annotation, cellular component: plasma membrane.